Messenger RNA from Effrenium voratum, 3657 nucleotides. The record is from the annotation of a GenBank genome assembly. Lineage: Eukaryota; Dinophyceae; Suessiales; Symbiodiniaceae.
AUGGCGGAAGCUCCUUGCGUGGAGAAUGCUGAUGCGGGCACAUCCAAGACUGAGGACACAGAUGUUUGUUCAGCAUCAGGAAGCCCAACGGGGUGCGUCACCAGCAGCAAGGAGUUCACUCUCCCCGGCAGUGUUUCAUGGGGUGAACCGGACGUAAUCCGGAGUCCCUCAGAAUCCAGCUGGCGGCGCUUCGCCCGACCACUGGCAAACUGCAUCGCUUGUGGCGACUUCGAAUCGGAGCUGUCCAAGCUGAAGUCGCAGCGGAUGUCCAAUGCGGCUCUCAUGGCAGAUUGCGACCGCAAGCUACGCGAGCAAGACUCGGCUAUCAUGACGCUGGAGCAGAAACUUGAGGAGUCCUCAGAAGAGCUGAGGUUGAGGACGGCCGACUUGGAGGCUGAAAAGCGAAGGACCUGCAGCCUGUCCACGAUGCUCCUCGAUGAUACCGUGAAGGAGCAAAAGCUCAUGGACCAGGUGCAGAGCACCGAGGAGCGGCUGAGCGCAGCGCAGUCCGAGAUCCAGCGGCUGGUCUGCGCGUCGGAGCAGCGGAUCCUGGAGAAGGAGCAAGCCGCAGAGGAGCUGAGGCUGAAGGGCCUGGAGGCCGCAGAUCUGGCGCAGCAGCUGGAGGCCAUGAAGGAGCACUGGACCAAAAACGCCGCGGAGCUCAGGUUUCAAGGGGACUUGCUGGAAGAGAAGCGCCUGGAGAACAAGGAGCUGACCAGGCAUGUGGCCCAGAGGUUCAUGGAAACGGAGGAUCUCCGCGGGUGCCUUUCCAGCUGCCACGAGCGCUGCGCGCGCCUGGAAGGGGCGUUGCAGCUCAGCGGCUCGGAGCAGCAGCUGCUACGGCAGAAGUUGCAGCAGCGCGAGGCGGAGUUGGAGCAGAGCCAGCGCCAGGUCUUGGACAUGUCCAGCGAGCUGGGGGAGAAGUCGCAGCUGCUGACGGCCGCUUUGGGGGAGAAAGGCCUUCUGGCGCAGCAGUUGGACGAUGCCAGGGCCCAGCUGGCCGAGUCAGAGGCGCAGCUCGGGAGCUUGAGCUCUUCCCUGGAGCUCGCGCAGCUCGAGAGUCGCCGCAUUGCGCAACACCUGGAGGCUGCGCAGAUGGCGGCGGAGGAUCUGCUGGGCCCAGUGUGGGCCUUCAAGCGCCAGGCAGAAGCGAUGCACCAAGAGGUGGCCGCUCAGAGGGCACGGGUGGAGGAGGAGGAGUCGAAGGCACGGCACUGGCAGCAGGAGUACGAGAAGGUCGCCGCGCGAAGCGCGGAGCUGGAGAGCGUAGGGGCCACGUCCAGGGAGCAGAUCCUGGCGCUCCAAGACCAGAGGGAUGCGCUGGCGCAAGAGGCGCAGCAGGUGCGAGAGCUUGCUGCCAAGGCUGAGGAGGGAGAGCUUCAGGCGAGGGAUCUAGCAAAAAAGAGUCGGGAGAGUGAGGAGCUGGCCAGGGCCCAGGCUGAGGAGAAGGAUAUUUUGGCGCGCGAUGUGGCUGCAAAAGCCGAGGAAAGUGAAGAGCUACUGAGGGUCAAGAGUGAGGAGAAUGCGGCGUUGACACUGAAGCUGGCUGUGAAGUUGCAGGAAAGCGAGCAACUGGCUCAGGACUUCGCCACAAGAUCUGAGGAGAACGAGAAACAGGAACAGGACUUGGCAGCAGCAACCGAGGAGAAAGAAGCACUCGCCUUGCAGUUGUCGCAUGCUACAGAGCAGGUGGCUCACUUUGAGCAGCAGGUUCUGGAGCUCCAUUCCUCCCUGAACCUGUCCCAGGUGCAGAAUGCCUCGCUGGCGCAAGCAUUGGAGUGGAAGGCCAUGGAGGCCGAGCACUGUAGGGCACAGCUCGGCCAGCAGAAGCUUCACGUGGCGGCCCUUCAGCAGAGCUUCAGCGCGCUGAAAGCGAGGGAUGCGAAAGCCGAUUCGCUGGACGCGGACACCACGGACGGAAGAGACAGCGAGAGGGAGGAGAUCUGUAUGCAGCGGGAGGAGAUGCUGAUCCGGCUUGCGGCAGAAGUCCAGGCAAAGAAAUCAGCAAUGCAGGAGGUCUGCGCUUGGCAAAUCAAUGCGGAGCUUUGCACGAGCUUCGUGCGGGAUAUGUCGCGGCAACGGGACGACGCCCUCGCAGAAUGCGGCAAUCUGGCCAGGAUGGUCGAGUGCAAGCAGAAGGAGCUGGAGUCCCUUGAGAUGGAGCGGAAAGAGCAGAAUGAGCAGACCACACAGAAGGUUGAACUCGCAGCCCUGCAGGAGCAGCUGGCACAGUCAGACGCAAGAUCGAAGAUGCUAUCUGCAAUGAUCAAGCUGAAAGAUGCGGACAUGACAGGGAUCACCCUGGAGCUUAUGCAAAAAGGCAUGCAGGCGGAAGAUUACCUGUGCCAAGCUGCAAACAUGAAGGAGCGGCUUGGACAGCUAGAGAUUGAAUUUGGGCAAGCCACUGCAGAACUAGCCACCUACCAAUCGGACAAAGAUGCAAUGGUCAAGUCCUUCACCAGCAAGGACAAGCUGGUGGAAGUUCUCGGAAUUGAGCUAAGCAGUCUGAAGGAGCAGCUCCAAAAAUGCCGGCAGGAGACCAGCAUCUUGGACAGAUGCCUGGAAGACAAGCAGCUCCAAAAUGACCAGCUAAUCGAGAAGAUGGCCACAAAGGACUCUGCCAUACAGCAGCUGCAAUGCGAGCUCACCGCCUUCAAGAUCCAAGCGUCGGAUGAUGCCAGGCAGAGUUGCGAGUCCUUGGAGGUGCUAAAGGCAACCUUGGAAGAGCAGAUCCAUGAGAACGAGCUCUUGCACGCGGAGCUCGAGCAGAGACGCUGCGAGUGCGAGGAAGCCACCCUGGAAAGCCGCAAGCUGUUCGACCACUUGGCGGCACGGACCAUCGAAAGAGAUGACCUGGCAGGUCAGCUUCAGGGAGCCCGAUCUUUGGUGGAGCAGCUCAAGGAGGAAGUAUGCACUUCACAGCAGAUCGAGUCUUCUCUUGGCGAAAGGCUCAGCAGGACUACGGAGGAGAAUGCGAAUCUGCAUCAGAGGGUUCAGACCCUCACUGUCCACUCCAACCAACAGAAGCGUGACAAUGAGGACCUUCUCAGUCAGCUCAACCAGCAAGUUAGCAAAGUGGCUAAGCAACGGCUGGAAUUGAUGAGAUCUGAGCGCCAGAUCGAAGAAGCCCAAGCGCAAGUUGUUGCACUCAAAAGCACACUGACUCUGGAAGUGCAACGCCGCGAAGAAGCGGCGACCCGCUGUGCUGAGCUCUUAUGCUCCCAUCCAUCCAUGUGCAUCGAAGCCUGGAUUGGACGCGUGCGGACCUUCAACGCAUGUGCUGAGUGGCAACUGGUGGCAGGCAGUGGGUCUGAGGAGCGCAUUGUAAUGAGAGGUGGCAGGGCAGAAGCACAGCCUGGCUUGCUGGCAUCUGAGACCCCGUGCAUCAUCCUCAACCCUCGAGAGCAGAAGGCCAAGGAGAAGAAGGAUGAAGAUAAAGUGCCGGUGAACUUAUACAAUGCCAAGAAACCUGGUGCUGUAGCACUCCGUGGUCGGCGACCAGCGGCUGUCCCCCCACAGAAGCAACACGUUCUCGUAUUCGACCAGAUACGGCGUGCGUUCAGUCAGAACAAGCUCAUGUAUGACCGCAACUUUGGAGUCGUGCGGCCGUUUCCGGACACUACCUCGACGUGCUCGUCGAACGCAUCGCUCUCUUGA